This is a messenger RNA of Arabis nemorensis, 4155 nucleotides long. The record is from the annotation of a GenBank genome assembly. NCBI's taxonomy places the organism in Eukaryota, Viridiplantae, Streptophyta, Magnoliopsida, Brassicales, Brassicaceae.
AUGGCUUCGACUCCUGAAUUCCUGCUGGAUGAUCAAACGGACGAGGAUUUCUUCGACAAACUUGUUGAUGAUUCCUAUUCUCCCAGCGAAGUUCACGUUUCAUCUUCUUCUAAACAGCUGAACUUCGAUGACGGAAGUGAUUCCGAUGACGCCAAAGCUUUUGCGAAUCUCUCCGUCGUUGACGAUUCCGUGGGUGAUGGAGAUGGAACAUCGAAUGAAACUGAGCCGGGGAAAGACGAGGGUGCAAGUAGUUCGGUGGGAAAAGAAGAGCCUUCAUCUAUUGCUCUGGAAGCUGUUCAAUUUAUCAACAGUGAUGCAAAUAAGUUAAGGGAUGAUGUAGUGAGAUCGGGGGUGGAUGUUACGCCUCUAUCUGAAACAGUAGAAGAAAGCAAUAUAAUUGAUGGAUCUGGGAGUCCUGGGGUUAAGGAGGUUGAUUGGGGCUCUUUUUAUGCGGAUUCAUCUGUAAAUGACGGUGGUGGUGGGUUUGGUUCAUACUCUGAUUUCUUCAGUGAGUUGGACGGAACUGCUGGAGAUUUACAGGGAAAAGCGGAGGUAAAUGUGGCCAAUGGAGGAAACUUAGUCGCCAAUGAUACAAAGAAAAUAAGUGUUGGUUUAGAUAAUUCGGUAAGUUCCCAGCAGCAUCAGGGUGAAGUGCACCAGGAUUCUGCAAGUGGGCAAUACGUGGAUAACAGUCAAUCUUGGGAAAAUCUCUACCCUGGAUGGAAAUAUGAUGCAAGUAGUGGCCAAUGGUAUCAAAUUGAUGGUCAUGAUGCAAGCGUGAAUUCACAGGAGAGCUAUGCAAACUCAACGAGUAACUGGGAGAGCGUUGCUUCUAAUGAUAGCUCAGAUGUUACUUAUCUGAGACAGAGCACAACAUCUGCAGUGGCUGGUACAGCUGAGAGUGUGUCUGCUUGGAACCAGGUUUCACAAGUGAGCAAUGGAUAUCCAGAACACAUGGUCUUUGACGCGCAAUAUCCGGGAUGGUACUAUGACACAAUUGCUCAAGAAUGGCGCUCCCUGGACAGCUACAACCAGGCUUCUCAAACAACUGGUCAGGCUAAUAAUCAGCAACUUCAGAAUGGUCAUGCUCAUACAGCUAUGUAUAACAGUAAUAGCGAGAGUAGCGUGUAUGAUGUUCACGAUAAAAAACAGACAUUCAAGGCGCAAGAAUUUGGUAUCCAGAGCCAACACGGAAGUUGGGACCAAUCUUAUUAUGCCAACAAUCAGCAGCAGGCUACAAACAUGUGGCAAUCAGAAAAUGCAGGUAAAGCUGAGGCGGCUGUAACUCCUGCCUCUUUAUCAAACUUUGGAGGAAACCAGCAAGUAAAUAAUAUGUACAGUACAGGACCUGUUGCUGAACAGUUUAAGCCAAAUGAGAUCGGAGUUCAGAGCUUCAUCCCUCAGCAUAUGAAUGUGACUGGUAUCACACAGAAUGAACAGAACUCUGUAAUUGAUGCUCAACAGUCACUUCAGAGAAAUCAGCUUUUCUCCUCAAGUGCAGGAAGAUCAGCUGAUGGACGUCCACCACAUGCACUGGUCAGUUUUGGAUUUGGUGGGAAGCUCAUUGUUAUGAAGAAUAAUGGUGGUUAUCUGCAGAAUUCAUCAUUUGGGAGUCAGAGCUAUCAGAAAUUUUGUAUGCUUAUCAUGGAAGAUGGUACUGGGGGAAGCUCCGUCUCUGUCUUAAACUUGGCGGAAGUUAUUUCUGCGAGUGCCUCUUACUCAAGUCCUAAGGAAGACUCUUUGAGCUACUUCCGUUGUUUGCAUCAACAAUCUCUUCCAGGUCCCUUGGUUGGAGGAAAUGUUGGAAGUAAAGACUUGCAUAAGUGGAUUGAUGAGAGACUUUUGAAUUGUGAGUCUUCCAGCAUGGAUUUUUCAAGAGGGAAGCUUUUAAAGAUGCUUCUUUCUUUGCUCAGAAUAUCUUGUCAGUAUUAUGGGAAACUCCGGUCUCCUUUUGGCACUGAUGCAUUGCAAAAGGAAAUGGAUACUGCAGAAGCAGCAGUCGCUAAACUUUUUGCCUAUGCCAAGAAAGAUGGCAUCCAAAGUGGUGGCUAUGCUCCUUUUGGCCAGUGCUUGCUGCAUUUACCACCUGAAUCACAAAUGCAAGUAACGGCUUCAGAGGUGCAGAAUCUUCUGGCUUCUGGUAGGAAAAUGGAGGCUCUCCAAUGUGCACAAGAAGGUCAUUUAUGGGGACCGGCGCUUGUUAUUGCAGCACAACUUGGGCAACAGUUCUAUGUUGACACUGUGAAACAAAUGGCCCUUCGCCAGCUGGUACCUGGAUCACCUUUACGAACAUUGUGCCUGCUGGUUGCAGGGCAACCUGCUGAAGUGUUCUCCACUGGAAGUACAAGCGAUAUCACUUUUCCUGGUUCCAUGAAUAUGCCUCAACAGCAAACGCAGUUUGGAAGUAGUAGCAUGCUUGACAAUUGGGAAGAGAAUUUGGGUAUAAUAACUGCUAACAGAACCGCAGAUGAUGAGCUUGUGAUUACACAUCUUGGAGAUUGCAUGUGGAAAGAAAGGGGCGAGAUAAUUGCGGCGCAUAUUUGCUAUUUAAUCGCGGAUAAGAACUUUGAUCCAUACUCAGAUGGCGCCAGACUCUGCCUUAUUGGAGCGGAUCAUUGGAAAUAUCCUCGAACUUACGCAAGUCCAGAGGCGAUACAGAGAACAGAGUUAUACGAAUACUCUAAGACGCUGGGAAACUCUCAGUAUAUCUUGCUACCGUUUCAACCAUACAAAAUUAUCUAUGCCCAUAUGCUGGCUGAAGUUGGUAAACUUUCGGCUGCACAGAAGUACUGUCAAGCAGUAUCAAAAUGCCUCAAGACUGGCCGAUCACCUGAAGUGGAAACGUGGAAACAGUUUGUUUCAUCUCUUGAAGAGAGAAUCCGUAUCCACCAACAGGGCGGGUAUACUGUGAAUUUGGCCCCAGCAAAACUUCUUGGCAAUUUUCUUAACUUUAUUGAUAGUACGGCACAUCGUGUUGUUGGGGGCAUGCCACCACCCGCACCACAUUCAACAACUGGAAACCUACAGGCAAAUGAGUAUCAUCAUCAACAGCACGAAGCCACUAAGUUACCAUAUAGCCAAUCGGCUAAUACAAUGUCAUCAUUGAUGGCACCUGCUUCAGUCGAACCUAAACAUGAGUGGGGUGGGAAUGGGAAGACAAUGGCAGUACACUCAAGAAGUGUAUCAGAGCCAGAUUUCGGUAGGACGCCAAUACAGGAUCAGCCUGACCCUUCAAAAGACAAAGCUGCUGAUGGGGUGACAAAGGUGAAAGCAACUGGGAGUGUAACGAGCUCUCGGUUUAGCCGCCUUGGUUUUGGCAUACUGAAGAACACUGUAGGGAGGGUCUUACAAUCUCGGUCAUCUAAAGAGGCAAAACUGGGUGAGGAGAAUCAAUUCUAUUAUGAUGAUAAACUAAAGAGAUGGGUGGAGAGAGGUGCGCCACCCCCAGCUGAGGAAGCUGCACUGCCUCCUCCCCCAACAUUAGGCGCAUUCCAAAACAACUCAUCAGGUUAUGAAAACAAAUCUGACAUGAAGAACGAGAUGUCUCCUCCGUCUAGUGGUGGGAGCUGGAGUAGUGGGAGCCCAACUCCGUCAGAGAAUUCUUCGGGAAUCCCACCAGUCUCACAGGGCUCAAACCAAUUCUCAGCCCGUGGGCGUAUGGGUGUGCGUGCAAGAUACGUUGACACCUUUAAUCAAGGCCGUGCAAACUCCCCGACCAUGUUUCAGUCACCUCCCGUACAAUCUGCUAAACCUCCGAUCCCUGCAAAAGCAAAAUUCUUCAUCCCAGCAGCGCCUGCAUUGUCCGCAAACGACCAGGUAAUGGAAGUUGCUGGUGAAACCAGACAGGAAGAGAACACAGCAGAAGAAGCCUCUGCAGGGGCUCCACCACCACCAAGCCAGUCUUCGUUCCAGUCCCCGACACCAUCUCCGAUGACGAUGCAGAGAUACCCAAGUCUAGACAACAUCAAAAGAAGCGGAUCAGGGAUGAGCCUGAAUGGUGAUCUUCCUCUUUCAGGUUCCAGAAGAACAGCUUCAUGGAGCGGAAGCUUCAACAGCUCGUAUAAGUCUCCAACGAGUUCAUCAACAUUCAAACCAAGCCCACUCAACAGUAGCAGCAGCAGCUUAGGAGAGGAGCUACAGGAAGUGGAACUGUAA